Molecule: messenger RNA, 1931 nt
Organism: Rubroshorea leprosula
Lineage: Eukaryota; Viridiplantae; Streptophyta; Magnoliopsida; Malvales; Dipterocarpaceae
Source: the annotation of a GenBank genome assembly
AAAAAGGGUCCCACGUUACGCAAGUUCAGUUCAAUCCUAAGAAGAUAUGUAUGUUAUGUAAUAUGUAGGCUAGGCCGUCACGGAAACAGAUAGGGCAGAAGACACAUUUAUGCCAAAAACAUCUCAGCACCGCUGCUUUCCCUUCUCUUCUUCUUCUUCUUCUUCUUCUUCUUCUUCUUCACUUUUCUUCCUCUAAUCUUCUCUUUCCUCCGCCAACCACCCCACUCCUCAUCUCUCUCCGGUUGUUUCAAAAAUGGCAGAACCCUCUAAGGUUAUUCAUGUGCGCAAUGUGGGGCAUGAAAUUUCUGAAAAUGAUUUGCUUCAACUGUUCCAGCCAUUUGGGGUAAUAACCAAGCUUGUAAUGCUCCGUGCUAAGAAUCAGGCUCUUCUCCAGAUGCAAGAUGUUCCUUCAGCGAUAAAUGCUCUUCAGUUUUAUGCAAAUGUUCAGCCAACUAUAAGGGGGAGGAAUGUUUAUGUCCAAUUCUCAUCUCAUCAGGAACUAACAACAAUGGAUCAAAAUUCUCAAGCACGAGGAGAUGAGCCGAAUCGUAUUCUUCUAGUAACAAUCCAUCACAUGCUAUAUCCUAUAACAGUGGAAGUGCUCUAUCAAGUUUUUUCACCUCAUGGAAUUGUGGAGAAGAUUGUCACAUUUCAGAAGUCCGCUGGUUUUCAAGCCCUAAUUCAGUAUCAACUUCACCAGAGUGCUGUGUCAGCAAGAACUGCUCUUCAGGGUCGUAAUAUUUAUGAUGGCUGCUGUCAGCUGGACAUUCAGUAUUCUAACCUUGAUGAGUUACAAGUCCACUACAAUAAUGACCGGUCCAGGGACUUCACAAACCCAAAUCUUCCAACAGAACAGAAAGGCAGGCCAUCACAACAUCCUGGGUAUGGUGAUGUAGGAGUUGGAUUUCCACAGAUGGCUAAUGCAGCUGCAAUUGCGGCUGCCUUUGGAGGAGGUUUGCCUCCUGGAAUAACCGGGACGAAUGAGAGAUGUACUGUGCUCGCCUCCAAUUUAAAUCCUGAUAGCAUAAGUGAGGAUAAGCUUUUCAACCUGUUCUCACUCUAUGGGAACAUCGUAAGAAUUAAACUUCUACGCAAUAAGCCAGAUCAUGCUCUUGUGCAGAUGGGAGAUGGCUUCCAGGCUGAACUGGCAGUACACUUUUUGAAGGGGGCCAUUCUAUUUGGAAAGCCUUUGGAAGUCAACUUCUCCAAACAUGCAACUAUAACUCAAGGAGCUGACACACAUGAGUAUGCGAACUCAAAUCUCAAUCGCUUUAACCGCAAUGCUGCAAAGAACUACCGAUAUUGUUGUUCUCCAACUAAGAUGAUUCAUCUUUCCACUUUACCUCAAGAUGUCACUGAGGAGGAAAUUGUGAAUCACCUGGAGGAACAUGGCCCCAUUGUCAGUACCAAGCUCUUCGAGAUGAAUGGUAAGAAUCAGGCUCUCAUUCUUUUUGAAACUGAAGAGCAGGCCACUGAAGCGCUCGUGUGUAAGCAUGCCAGCUCACUUGGUGGGUCCAUCAUCCGCAUUUCAUUCUCUCAGCUACAGUCAAUAAGAGAGAACUCGCAGUAAUAGGCUAACCGAAUGGAACUGCAAUCGUGUACUAGGAUUACAGAUUCAUUGUUUCCCAGGAUAUUUAUAUGGGUGAUGGGUAAUCUUUGGUCUCUAGUUUUCAUAAUUUCAUGUGACGCUGGUUUAAUUGCUUUGACACUGUUUGAAACUAAUAUUUUAUUUUAUUUUGUCAUCUUGGCAACUCCUAGUUCUUGUAUCAUGUUUUUUAGGCUCCUUAAGAGAGACAAGGUAGGUAUUUGCUUUGCUGAUCUGAUCAGUUUUGACGAUGAGGUGGAGAAAAAUGCUCUCUCAGUAUUGUACUGCAUAGUUCUUGUAAUCAGGGAUCGUUCACUCUUUUCCCUAAUAUAUGUGUAUUCCUGGA